AUGUGGUGCCUGCGCGAGGGGUGCGACAACGGCCAGAUUCACGACGUUGCCCCACUCGACGGCGACGGUGACGACGACGACGACGACGACGACGAUUAUAACGAUAGAAGGCCGCGCUGGGUCCACGCGGCGCGCCACAAGGUGGCGUGCGAGUCGUGCAGCUUCGCCAUGUGCGCGCGCCACCAGGGCGCCUGGCACGAGGGGCUGACGUGCCGCGAGUGGGACGAGCUGCGCGAGGACGACGAGGGGAACGCGGACCCGGCCGAGGCGGCGUCGCGGCGGUGGAUCGCGGCCAACACGAAGCGCUGCCCGGGCCGCGGGUGCGGGGCGCCCGUCGAGAAGGGCGAGGGGUGCUUCCACAUGACGUGCCGCCGCUGCUCCUUCGAGUUCUGCUGGGAGUGCCUGGCCGACUGGUCAGACAUCAACCGCGCCCGCUCCAGGCCCGCCGUGCAGGGCGGCGGCCACAACCUCGGUUGCUUCUUUCGCGAGGCGGGCGCGCCCAUGCCCACGGCCAUUAGGGGAACCUCAGCCCGGGAGGCUGCAAGGAGGGCUGUACGAUGAAGGAGGGAUUACGAUUUAUGAUUGACGAUAUACAAGCUUCUUCCUGUUAUUUAUUUUGCCUAACUAUAUAUACAGCGUGAAGUAGAGGCAGUCCUCCUAGACGAGAGGCCAGGGAUUGGGGUCAAAACUAACGGCAUUGCUCAUCUCGUAUCGUCCAACACCCAAG
Gaeumannomyces tritici R3-111a-1 is the source of this 727-nucleotide messenger RNA. RefSeq lists its product as hypothetical. Bases 1 to 561 code for a protein of 186 amino acids. Gene Ontology annotation, biological process: protein polyubiquitination; positive regulation of proteasomal ubiquitin-dependent protein catabolic process; ubiquitin-dependent protein catabolic process. The transcript has a single exon. Gene Ontology annotation, cellular component: cytoplasm; ubiquitin ligase complex. The record is from RefSeq and is a predicted model, not a curated record. NCBI's taxonomy places the organism in Eukaryota, Fungi, Ascomycota, Sordariomycetes, Magnaporthales, Magnaporthaceae. Gene Ontology annotation, molecular function: ubiquitin conjugating enzyme binding; zinc ion binding; ubiquitin protein ligase activity.